Molecule: messenger RNA, 2192 nt
Organism: Selaginella moellendorffii
Lineage: Eukaryota; Viridiplantae; Streptophyta; Lycopodiopsida; Selaginellales; Selaginellaceae
Exons: 1
Coding region: 18-2000 (660 amino acids)
Molecular function (GO): protein binding
Source: RefSeq, a predicted model, not a curated record
CCUAGAGCUUGGGUGCAAUGGAUAAGGAGGUGCUGCUGCGCGCGUUCAAGGCCGCCGUGCCCAAUGCCACCGGCACGGCGAUGAGCGAUGGAUGCAAGCUCUCAUCGGCGCCGCUGCCAGGGCUGAGGAAGCUGGACAUGGUGGACGCCUGCGUUGGAACCCGGUGCCUCAGCCGCGAGGUUUGCUAUCACGGUCGCGUAGUGUAUGCUAAGAUAUGCACCUCCGCAGCUCUCCCGGCCGCCAAUGCGGUGCUGUGCCUCGUGGAGCAGGAGGAGGACGGUGGAAACGACCGCGGCUGUGCGCUGCUGCACGUCUUCAAUGCCGUCGCCUCCACCUCGAGGCAGGAAGAUGGCGAGCUCUUGUUUCCGCCAAAUGCCAGAGUUGCCAUCAAAGAGCCGCUGUGCUUCUCGUCCGCGCUGCAAGUCUCCAGCCCCGCAUCCGUGGAGUUCCUGGGACUCGCGAGAGCCGCCAGCGCCAAGCCGCUCGGGAGGCUCCUCAAGGAAGCCAACGCGUUGCUCAGUCGAGGGAGCUACGUGCUGGCCGAGCUGUACUACACCGAGCUGCUGGACAUGAGAGCCAAGAGCGGAGCUCCAACUUACGGUGUCUUGGAGAAGCAAGUCUUCUCCAGGAGAGCCGAGGCGAGGCUCCGGCUGCGACGGUACGAGGAGGCCUUUGUGGACGCCGAGACCGCCACCAAGAUCCCGGGGGCGUCCGAUAGCCACCAUGCACGGAGCCUGUGGUGCAAAGGCAAGAGCCUGACCGCGCUCCAGGAGCACGAGCUCGCACUUCCGUGCUUCCGGUCGGCUGUGGCGCUGCCGGACGCUCCGCCUGACGUCUCGAUCGACUUGGAGAGAUCCAGGACUUACUUGCGGGAGAGCCGGGACGGUGAGUACGAUAUCACGGACUUCGUGCUGGGCCGGAAGGUGGAACCCGAGUGUAGUGACUACUUCGGACCUCUGGAGCUGAGGAUGACUCCGGACGGUCGAGGAAGAGGUGUGUAUCUCACUCGGGACGUAAGGCGGGGGGAGCUGCUCAUCGUUUGCAACCCGACUGCGUACGUGAAGACUCCGAGGAUCGAGAACGCGGACAGGGAUUUGUACGUGGAGCUGAUACGAUCUUGCAGCACUUCCAGCAGGCCACGGUACCACAUCUAUGCGAUGGCGGACGCGAGCAAGAUGACGACGGUACCGGACUUGGAUCGCUUCAAGUGCAACAUUGGAAGAGUUGUGGUACCGCCGGGAUCGAAAGUUGAGGAGGUGGAUAUCGAGCGAGUGAGACGAGUUGGCCACCGGUGCGGCUUCACCACCCAGGCCGGAGAUGCCUGGAUCGCCGGAGUCUGGGCCUCGAGCGGCUUUUUCAAUCACUCGUGCACUCCCAAUGCCUCCAAGGUGUGCUUCGGACGCGUGAUGUUCAUCCGGGCUGCCAGGAACAUGAGUGCCGGUGACGAGGUUCUGCUAUCUUAUCUCGAGGCGACUGGGAGCAUGGAACCACUGCUCUUGGCUCCGUUGCCGGCGCGGGAGGUGAAGUGCAAGCGCCUCGACUUUGAGUGCUCUUGCAAGCGGUGCGUCUUGGAGAGGACGAACAAGGAUCUUGUCGCCAGCUUUAAGUUCUAUGAUCGUCGUCGAGGUGACGCGCAGAAGACCCUCGACGAAGUUUUGGACUUGGAGAAGAGGAUGACUGCGAGGGGUUUCAGCGACGAGGAGAAGGAUUGCAUCCGUGCGGCACAGGUGGAGCGUUACUCUGCGGUCUGCGUGCUCAAGCAUCCGGAGCUUCCAAGCGCUGGCGACUACUUGAGAAUCCUGCACGAGACUGCUCCCGGGAACUUCGAGACGCUGUCGAAGAUGGGCGUUCUUUACCGGGCUGCCGGAUGUGGUGACGAGUCACUCCAGCUGCUGCAUGAGGAAGUUGCGGCACUCUUUGGAGAGCUGAGAAGAGAGAUUGUGGAUGGCGUGAUCAACCAGGUGAUUGCGCAGGCGACGUUGUUAGAUGAGAUGAGAUGAGUUUUUUUUCUCAUUGUUUCUCCCUCUUGCCUCCUUGCCUGAUGUAAAUCAUCAAUAUGACCUUUGUGGGCAUAUCCAAAUCUCCAUGCCAUCCUUGGGCAUAUGGUAGAUACCUGGUGUCUGAAUAUGCUUGGAGGAUGCCACACGGAACAAGAUUCCCAAUAAAGGCAUAUGGGAUGGCCAUUUCAUGGA